Radiomyces spectabilis is the source of this 1371-nucleotide messenger RNA. RefSeq lists its product as uncharacterized. The coding region runs from base 1 to 1371 and encodes 456 amino acids. NCBI's taxonomy places the organism in Eukaryota, Fungi, Mucoromycota, Mucoromycetes, Mucorales, Radiomycetaceae. The record is from RefSeq and is a predicted model, not a curated record. The transcript is spliced from 4 exons. Gene Ontology annotation, molecular function: LPPG:FO 2-phospho-L-lactate transferase activity.
AUGUCAACAUCGUUUGUUGUAAUUUCAGGCGGUUCCGCCUGUAAUUACGUCGCGCGCGCUUUUCAUGAAAACAGCAAGAACAAUGUGUGCUACGUGUUGGGAAUAGCCGACAAUGGAGGAUCAACCAGUGAAAUUCUCAGAGUAUUGGGAGGUCCCAGUAUCGGUGAUCUUCGUUCACGAUUAACCAAGUUGAUGGAUAUUAUGGACGAUACACAAACACCUGAACGACGUGCGAUCAAAGAACUAUUAAGUCACCGACUUCCAGCCAAUGCACCUGAACAAGCUGUUAAAGACGAAUGGGCAAGUAUCGUCGAGGGCCGCCAUCGAUUGUGGGAUUCUAUUUCGGUUGAGAAGAAAGAAGCGAUCAGGGGGUUUCUGACGAGUUUCAACUUUGAAAUUUUGAAAAGAGCGCAUAAACGAUUCAAAUUCUGCAACGGCAGUAUCGGCAAUUUCUUCUUAACGGGGGCUCGCUUGUUUUUCGGUUCACUGGAAGCCGCCUUAUUCUUGUUCUCUGCCAUCACGGGCAUUUCAGAACCUACAACCGUGGUACCGGUCAUUAACACUAAUCACACAGCCACCAUCGCCGCCCUCUUGGAAAACGGUGAUACGUUGGUAGGACAAUGCGAAAUUUCACAUCCAUCGCCAUCGAGCCGAAUCUCCAAAAAUUGUGCCGCACGAAAACGAACGAAUCCUAUCGAUGCUUUUACUCACUUGACCGAAGAUGACGACGAAGCUUUCUUUGAAGAAUCCAACAACUUGUGCUUCUCAAAAGAAGCAGGAGAAAAAUUGGUCUCCCGCAUCCAACGCAUCCAUUACAUUAAUGAAUAUGCUCAAGAAAUCUACCCGAUCCCCAAUCCCAAAGUUAUCAGUCAUCUCUCACAAAAACAGACCCUCGUCUACUCGAUUGGAUCGUUGUAUACGUCCAUCGUUCCAUGCUUGGUCCUGCGCAACGUCGGCAACACCAUCGCUCACUCCACCUCUCUUCAGCAUAAAAUAUUUUUAUUGAACGGUUCGAACGAUCGUGAGACCACCGAUUAUACCGCUCUCGAUUUCAUCCAAACCGUCACGCUGGCGCUGAACGAAAGUCAACGCAUUGAUGCCCGUCGUGCAUUUUACCAAUCCAGUAUGGCAGGUUCGCCGACGCUUCAUUAUCCUCCUUUUCCUGAUAAUCUUUUUUUCCCAAGCCCGCCUUCAUCUUUCAUCACCCAUCUCAUCUACCUUCAUAACAGCGCCGUCUCCGUUGACCUCCAACGCAUUGAAAAGCUCGGUAUUCAAUGCAUAAAAAUCCAAGGCAUUUGGUCGGAUGACGGUUUACCUGUGUAUAGCGAAUCCGCCCUCACCAAAGCCAUUCAAUCCAUUGUAUGUAAAUAG